AGUAAUCAAACUGCGAUUAUAUCGUUCUGAUACUUUGUAUUUCUUGCUUUUGCAUUUUCUUCAAGAGUUCUCCCAGCAAACGAUCUCCAGGACACACGAAAUCAAGAAGCAACUGGACAGACUGAUUCAUGAAAUGAAAAGUACAGAUUGCCGCCUGCACAACGUCUUCAAUGGGUUCCUGAUGCUUUCGAACACCCAGUUCAUUGAAAACAGAGUAUAUGAUGAUGAAGUGGAGGAACCCACACCCAGAACAGAACUGGGAGACAAGCCAGAACAGGAGAAAACCCGUGAGCAGAAAGAAGCUGAUUUGAUUCCGAAAAUCCAGGAAGCUGUGAAUUAUGGGCUGCAGGUGCUGGACAGUGCUUUUGAGCAACUGGACAUUAAAGCAGGGAGCUCAGAUUCUGAGGAAGAAACUAAUGAAAGGGUUGAACUCAUACUGGAGCCCAAGGAUCUGUACAUCGACAGACCCUUGCCAUACUUAAUUGGUUCGCAGCUUUUCAUGGAACAAGAUGAUGUUGGCCUUGGUGAUCUCUCCAGUGAAGGCUCGGUAGACAGUGAUCGUGGCAGCAUGGUUGACAGUGAAGGAAAAGAAGAAGAGGAUUUAGUAGAAGAAUUUGGGAAUGUAAGUGAGGAAGACCAGAAACAGAGAGCAGUUUUGCUGAGUGAUGAAGAUGAUGAUCUUUUUGCUGACUCUGAAAGAGGGGAGGAGGAAGAAGAAGGAGACUUAGAAGAACACGCAAAGCUGAAAAAGAAAGGGACUACAUCAUUCACAAAUGAACUUGCAGCUCGUAUCAAAGGGGACCAGCUCUAUAAGCAAGAGGAACCAUGCUCCGAUAUAAAAAAUAAGACUGCAGUGGCUGAAGAAGGAGGAGGAGGAGGUGUUCCAUCAGAUGAUGAUGAGGACAUCUUUAAGCACCCCAAGCUGACUGAUGCAGACUUCUCGCCAUUUGAUUCUACAAAAGGCCUUUUUAGUGGCGGGACAGGACUCUUCGAUGACGAAGAGGGUGAUCUUUUUGCUGAGGUGCCAAAAGAAGAUGCCAUAGAAAGAGAAGCACAAGUUCCAGCAAAUGACGAACCACCAUUAAAAGCUGUGAGGAAAGUUCCUGCUGGAGCAGUUUCUCUCUUUCCAGGGAGUAGUGAUGUGUUUAACCCCUCCUCAUUUCCGAUGGGGAAAGAGGAUAAACCAAGAGAACCAAUUGCAGAUAGAACCCCCAGACUUCAUGAAAAUGUUGGCCUCUUUGAUGACGACAAUGAUUUUGAGUCAAGUAAGAAAAGCCCAGCAGCCACGUCUGCAGCCGAUCUCUUUGAUGCGGAGGAGGAUCUGUUCAAAGAAAAGCCUACCCUGGCCAGUGCUGUGACCCAUAAAACAAAAGAAAGUCAGGAACGGAAAGCAGGAGACAAGAGUGAGCAGUCUGUUGCGGAAAAGGCCAAGCCUGUAACUGGGACACCCUCAAAAAGCCGGAAGAGCCUGUUCUCCGAUGAGGAGGACGCUGAGGACUUAUUUUCAUCCAAGACGCCCGCCAAAGCAAAGAACUCGUGUCCGUCUAGCAAGGUGACGACAAAGCCCGCACUUUCUCUGUUUGCAGAUGAGGAGGAAGAGGAACUCUUUCAGUCUGGGCCUAAGGCACAUGUGUCCAAGCCUUUCCAAGAUAAAGCAACAACUUUACUCUUUGGCAGCGAUGAAGAGGACCAGUGGCAUACCGCCAAAGAAGUCAAGCCUGCCUUGGAAGGCAGUCAGAAGGUGGAACCUGCACACCCCACCUCUGCUGUUAGUAACACGAUUCAGAAGGGCCUCUUUGAGGAGGAAGUGGAAGAGGAUCUGUUUGCGAUCACGACACCCAGUCAAAGAAAACCCCAAAGAGCUGCUCUCCUAUUUGAAGAUGAUGCACUCAGUGGAGACUGGCUGUUCGGCUUCCAGCCAUCCGCUCUCCCAGGUGGUGCCCAAGCAGCAACAGCGCAGGUGGAAGCAUCUGAGAAGAAUCUGGUGGAAAAGAAAGCAGAACCUUUGAAUGAACCUGAUAUACUUCAUGGUCUUAGAAGAAGAGAUGCAGAAGAGCAGCAAUGGAAGGAGAAACCACUUCUAGAAAAAGAUGCCAAGAGAAAGACUAAAAGUGUAUUUAGCUUAUUUGAUGAAGAGGAGAAAAGUGAAGAUACAGAUGUUAAUAAGAGCACCCAGAAAGGAAAUGAGAAGCCCCCAGAGAAGCAUGCUUGUUCCAAGAGCACAGGUGUCUUUCAGGAUGAAGAACUUCUCUUCAGUCAGAAGCUGCAGAAAGAUAACGAUCCUGAUGUCGACCUUUUUGCAAGUAACAAAAAAAGGAUUCCAAAGCCCAGGGUAAAGCUGCCCUCAGAAGGAGAGCUAUUUGGAGAUGAUAGUGGGGAUGAUGGUCUCUUCAGCCAUUCCAAAACAAAGCCCCUGGUGGCAGAAAAGAAAACAAUAGUAAAGAAGAGCAAUGUUGUCCUUUCUGAGGAGAAAGACAGUAAGGUUCUAGAGAGUCAAAAUCUGAAGCAAGAAGAAGCAAUGUUGGAGAAUGCUGAGAAAUUUGUGGGCCCUGCUGAACAUAAGCGUAAAGAACCCGCCCCUCGGAUUGGAAAAUUACAAGCAAAUUUGGAUAUUAACCCAACAGUUUUGCUGCCUGGUGGUGUGAAGCCACCUCUUCCAUAUCCAAAGAGGCCAGGUCAUGAAUCCCAUGGCACACAGCAUGCCAAAAUGCCCUCUGCUGCAGAAAGCAAUGAAGAGCCGGGAGUGAGCUUUGAUUUUCCCAUGCAAGCAGACACUCUGCAGAAUGCCAACAAGGGCAGGGUCAAGGUGACUGGGAAACGAAGGCCACCCACCAGAAGUGCCAGGCAACGAGCUGCAGAGGAGUCCAGGGAGAAUGAAACAAACAUUCCUGUGGAUCCAGUCGUGCCUCUCUCAAAGGAGAAUUCUGUGACAGCAGCCACAGUGUGUCCGUCCAAUGCAGAAUUGUGCAAAAAAGAAAACACUGAAAAAGCAAAAAUGUUUCUAUCAAGCAAUAGCAGUGAGAUAGAUGGUAGCCCUGCCUUGAAAUCAGGAGUCUGUUCUGAUCCAGAUGAUUUCUUUGAGUCCGAUGACCUUUCUGCUAACAGCAUAACCUCGAAAGGGGCCACAAAGCCAAAAGCCACCGUGGAAACAGAGGACCUUGCGAACCGGGGUCCCAAAGAUGGGGAGCAGUUACCUGUCCUAUUGGCAGUGGAUGCGGCAAGUGCUAGAGGCCACAUCCGUCAGGGGAGACCUUCAAAGAAGCCCAGCCCAGCAUCUUUUCUGGAGGAUGAAGAUGACCUCUUUGCUACGAGUAAAGCAGCUGUGAAGAAAAAAGAUCCCAAACCCGCUGCUCAGCUGGCUCAGGACCCUCCUGUGCAAGAUAUUUUUGAGGAUGAUAUAUUUGCAUUGGAAGCCACUAAGCUGCCCAUCAAGGCAAAAGAGAUGGAAGCAAACCUGUUCAAUAGUGAUAUAUUUGCUGAUCUUGCUGUAAAACCAAAAGAAAGGAGUGCCAAAAAGAAGACAGAAGCUAAAUCUAUAUUUGAUGAGGACGCAGAUGAUAUUUUCUCAUCACAAGGUCAGACCAAGAUAUUGACCAAAAAGGCUCAGUCCAUUCAGACAGCUUCAGGAAGUAAAUCUGAAUCCAAAUCAUCAAGUACUUUUGAAGACCCACUGAAUGCAUUUGAAGACCAGUGAAGAAGCUGCUGCUGACUCGUUUGUAAUGCUCAAGACUGCCCACCUUGAAUGCCUUUGCUUCCCAGUCAAGCAGCAGUCAUGUCAGGGCUGUGGAUAUUCCUUGGCUUGUUCCUCAUUCACCCAUCUAAAUGUUUUUCCCUGCGUGUUCUCUAAAGGCACAUAGCUUUGUAAAAUCAGCGUCAGCAGCCUUUCAUAGUCAUGCUCAAAUUAGCUUCCCCAUUCCCUGGCUGAUGUAAUCAAUUGUACAUAAUACAGAUUUUAUUAAUCUGGGCUACAAAAAGAAAUCACUGGUAUGGAUAAAUAGCAUUUGUGAAGCCA
This is a messenger RNA of Varanus komodoensis (Komodo dragon), 4012 nucleotides long. RefSeq names its product WASH complex subunit 2C (gene WASHC2C). The record is from RefSeq and is a predicted model, not a curated record. Gene Ontology annotation, cellular component: early endosome; WASH complex. Lineage: Eukaryota; Metazoa; Chordata; Lepidosauria; Squamata; Varanidae. The coding region runs from base 134 to 3694 and encodes 1186 amino acids. Gene Ontology annotation, molecular function: retromer complex binding; phosphatidylinositol phosphate binding. The transcript has 30 exons. Gene Ontology annotation, biological process: retrograde transport, endosome to Golgi; protein localization to endosome.